GAUGCCAAUAAUACUCGAUCCGUCCGAGAGCAUCGUCACGUGCUUCCGGCUGCUGUGGAGGUCACGUGUAUCCGGUUACUGCGGAGCUCCACCACGGUGGCCGCAGCCAGACGGAAGCUGCUGCUGUCACCAAACAGGAAAAAUAAACCUGCCUAAAAGAGAGCGUUUAUUUACAAUUUGAGCGGAUAAAUGGUUUUUUGAUUGCGCUGGUUUUUCACAAUCGUGCACAGUUAGACAUGUCUUCGAGCCACGCAAAAGACCCGAGCUUUUUGGGUGGAAGAAUCCCACCAGAAAUCGAGUCAAUGUCGAGAAACCUGAAGGAUGUCGACCAUGAGCUGUUCCGAAAAUUACUGAAAGCUGUGGUCAGCGCUCUGGAGGGGAAAGACUGCAGGGAGGUCAUGAGGUCGGUGGCAGAAGGCAGUGUCAUCCCGCAGGAGCGGCUCAGUCACAUCAUAGCAGGGAUGCACAGAUUGCUCUCGGAAGCCAUCCGCAUCCCACCAUCGUCACUAAAACAGGAGGCCUUUAAGGACGAUCUACGAAUGCUGAAAAUGCCCGAGGACUUCAUCACAGAUUUCUCCAGCGUGGUUUUUGGAAGUCGUCGAGCAGCCUUGGAAGCAGCUUCCUCUCAGAAGGAUCCUCACCUCCCCACACUGGAAGAGUUCAAAUGGAGAGUGGACGUUUCCAUUUCUACAAGCUCUUUAUCCAGAGCCCUGCAGCCAUCUGUUCUGACCCAGAUGAAACUAUCAGAUGGGACGUUUCACCGCUUCGAGGUUCAGGUGUCCAAGUUCCAGGAGCUCCGUUACAACGUGGCUUUGAUUCUUAAGGAGAUGAACGAUCUGGAGAAGCGAAGCAUCCUAAAGAUCCAAGACUGAUGGACUUCGGGUCCUUCUUGAGUUCUGCUGAAGUUCUGUACAUGCGUUGCUGUAAAGAUGACCAUACAUGGUCUUGAUGUGGAGGAGUUGGCAUCCAACAUGCUGUACUUGUUUAUGGAGUUCUGAUGGAUGGCUUCCUGUAUUACAGCCGAUAUCACACACAAUGUCCGCCUUUUUGUUUGUUUUCAUCAACAGUUUAAAUGAGAGAUUUAUGAUGAUGUUGUGCCAAGAUACCGAGUCCCAAUAAACCCUUUUGUUCCUGAGUGAAUGACUAGAACAGGCAAAGCUUUACUUUGUGUAAACUGCUUUAACGCACCUUCACAAACUCACUAAUAAAGCUCACCACCACC
Messenger RNA from Nothobranchius furzeri (turquoise killifish), 1222 nucleotides. RefSeq names its product COMM domain containing 5 (gene commd5). The record is from RefSeq and is a predicted model, not a curated record. Lineage: Eukaryota; Metazoa; Chordata; Actinopteri; Cyprinodontiformes; Nothobranchiidae. Gene Ontology annotation, cellular component: nucleus.